Lodderomyces jiufengensis is the source of this 2748-nucleotide messenger RNA. RefSeq names its product Bgl22p (gene BGL22). The record is from RefSeq and is a predicted model, not a curated record. Lineage: Eukaryota; Fungi; Ascomycota; Pichiomycetes; Serinales; Debaryomycetaceae. Gene Ontology annotation, molecular function: beta-glucosidase activity. Bases 1 to 2748 code for a protein of 915 amino acids. Gene Ontology annotation, biological process: glucan catabolic process. The transcript is spliced from 2 exons.
AUGAUCAUUGAUAAUUUAGUUUUGGUCAUUCAUUUGAUAUGCCUAAUAACUUCUUCUCAAUCACUGGAGGAAGUAUCAUUCUUUUUAAAAUCCGAAUUUUCAAAUGUUUCAUCACCACAACCACAUUAUAAUUUUUUCAAAAGAUCAAGACAUGAAGAACAGCCAAUGUUUUUAGUUGAGGAUACUACAGAUGUCUAUAAGUCACCUGGUUAUUAUCCAAGUCCCCUUGGUGGUAGAAUUGAUAAUUGUUGGCAAAAAUCAUAUGAAAAAGCAAGAAAAAUAAUUGAAAAAAUGUCUAUACCGGAAAAGGUUAAUCUAACAACAGGUACUGGUUGGGGUUCAGGUCCUUGUGUUGGUAAUACUGGAUCAAUUCCAAGAUUAGGUAUUCCAAAUUUAUGUUUACAAGAUGGUCCAAAUGGAGUUAGAUUUACUGAUUUUGUUACUCAUUUUCCUUCUGGAUUAGCUACUGCUGCUACUUUCAAUAAAGGUUUAACAUUUUUAAGGGGUAAAGCUAUUGGCAGAGAACAUCGUAAAAAGGGUGUUCAUAUUGUAUUAGGACCAGUUAUUGGACCAAUUGGGUUAAAAGCUCAAGGUGGUAGAAAUUGGGAAAGUUUUGGUUCAGAUCCAUAUUUACAAGGAGUUUUAGGAGCUGCAACAGUUGAAGGUAUUCAAGAUGAAGGAGUUAUUGCUUCUUGUAGACAUUUAAUUGGUAAUGAACAAGAACAUUUUCGUCAAGUUGGUGAAUGGGAUGAUUUAAAUUCUAAAAAUGAUUGGGAUAAAUUAUCCACUUCAUUAAGUUCAAAUAUUGGUGAUAGAGCUAUGCAUGAGAUUUAUUUAUGGCCAUUUGCAAAUAUUAUAAAAUCUGGUUGUGGUAGUAUUAUGUGUUCUUAUAAUCAAGUUAAUAAUACUUAUGCUUGUGAAAAUUCUUAUUUGAUUAAUUAUUUAUUAAAAGAAGAAUUAGCGUUCCAAGGUUUUGUUAUUAGUGAUUGGGGUGCUCAACAUUCUGGUGUAACUUCAGUAUUAUCUGGUUUAGACAUGACAAUGCCUGGUGAAGUAUUUGAUGAUUGGUUAACCGGUAAAUCAUUUUGGGGUCCUUUAUUAACUAGAGCAAUAUAUAAUGGUACAGUAUCACAAGAAAGAUUAAAUGAUAUGUGUCUUAGAAUCUUAGUACCUUUUUUUGCAAUUGAUACUGUAUGUUUACCACAAGAAGAUGAUGUACCAAAUUUUAGUUCUUGGACUCAUCAUACAUAUGGACAACUAUUUCCAUAUCAACAUUACGGUCCUAUUGUUCAAAAGAAUUGGCAUGUUGACGCAAGAUCUGAAUUUAGUGAUAAUACUGCUUUGACAGUUGCAAGAGAAUCCAUAAUUUUAUUGAAAAAUUCUUAUCAUCAUUUACCUAUUGAUAAAAGUGAUGGAGUUAGAAGAAUAUUAAUUGCUGGUCAAGGAGCCAAUUAUGAUAGUCAAGGUAUUAAUUGCAAAGAUCAAAGAUGUACACAAGGUUGUUUAACUAGUGGUUGGGGUUCAGCUGCGGUGAAUAAUCCAUAUAUUAUAACACCAGUUGAAGCUAUAUCCAAAAAAUGUAGAGAAAGAGGAAUAGUUGUUGAUCAUUCAUCAGAUAAUUGGGAUUUAGAUAAUAUGGGAGAUUUAGCAGAUUAUGCUGAUUUGUCAAUUGUUUUUGUUAAUAGUUUUUCAGGUGAAGGUUAUAUAAAUGUUGAAAACAAUUUUGGUGAUAGGAAAAAUCUUUCAUUAUGGCAUAACGGUGAUGAUUUAAUUAAUAAAGUUGCAGAUAGAUGUCAUAAAACAGUUGUUGUUAUAACUUCCACUGGCCCAGUUAAUUUAGAAAAAUUUAUUGAUCAUGAAAACGUUGUUGCUAUAUUAUUUACUGCUCCAUUAGGUCAAUUUCUAGGUCAAGCUAUUGCUGAUGUGUUAUUUGGUGAUACAAAUCCAAGUGGUAAGUUACCUUUUACAAUAGCCAAAAAGAAACAACAUUAUGUCCCAGUAAUUGAUGAUUUAGCAGGUGAAGUUGAACCACAAGAUAAUUUUGAUCGAGAUAUUUAUUUAGAUUAUAGAUUCUUUGAUAAACAUAACAUAAAACCAAGAUAUGAGUUUGGAUUUGGAUUAUCAUACACAAGUUUUAAAAUUAGCAAUUUAAAAAUUACUGAAAUCAAUCCACCAUCAGAAUAUUUACCUUAUCCUCCUGAAUAUUUACCAGUUGUUAAAAUGGUUGAAGAUGAUGUUUGUGAUCCAGAAGAUGCUUUAUUUCCACAUGAUGAAUUUGAUCCAUCACCAGGUUAUAUAUAUCCUUAUUUGUAUAACGAAAACAUCAAAUCAGUUGAUGAUGAUGAAAGUUAUGAAUAUCCAAAAAAUUAUAAUCCAGAUCAACCAAAUUGUCCUUCUUUGAAUUCUGGUGAUAUGGGAGGUAAUCCAGUAUUAUGGGAAAUUUUAUAUGAAGUAAGUGCAGAAAUUAAAAAUGAUGGUCCAAUAAAAGGUGGUUAUGUUUGUCAAUUAUAUAUUGAAUUUCCAAGUACAAUUGUUCCAUCACCUCCAAAAAUUUUAAGAGGUUUUGAAAAAGUUUUUUUAGAACCUGGAAAAUCUUCAAAAGUAUUUUUUAAUAUUUUACAUCGUGAUCUAUCAAUUUGGGAUUGUGAAUCUCAACAAUGGAUCAUUCAAACUGGUACUUAUAAAGUUUAUUUAGCUACAAGUAGUAGAAAAAUAGAAUUAACAGGUGAAAUUGAUAUUGGUUGCUGA